Molecule: messenger RNA, 2114 nt
Organism: Polychytrium aggregatum
Lineage: Eukaryota; Fungi; Chytridiomycota; Chytridiomycetes; Polychytriales
Exons: 3
Coding region: 1-1635 (544 amino acids)
Source: RefSeq, a predicted model, not a curated record
AUGUUGCCCUGGCGCUGCAUCUGCAUCGGCAUCUUCAUCUGCAUCGGCAUCUGCGGCGUCCUUCCGUCUGAGUCGCCGUUGCUGCCGGAGCUCAUCGUGCCGAUGUACAUCGAGAGCUGCAAUGUCCUCGUUCGUGCUCGGUCGGCCCCGCUCAAGGGCACCGGUCUGGCUUGCAGCGCUUUCGCUGACGCCCUCCCGGCCAAGUGGUCGCUGGAGCCAUCGGACCUUCCCGAGAGCACGGCCGCCCUGAGCAUGCUCGAUACCUUUGAUUUGGCUCCCGACCUAUCCGGCGUCGCUGUGAAGCGAAAGCUGCCAUGGGUCUUUAUAAUGACCCACCUCGAGGCCUCUGCCGCCUGGUCUCAGGAAGACUAUACCUCCAAGAAUCACCUCCGUCCCUAUCCUCCCAUGGACGGCCGCGGGCACAUGCCCAUGGAAGCACGGUCGCUUCCCAGUCUCAGCUCCUUUCUGCAGCCUCUCUCUGGUCGCGGCGAGUCCCCGUUUGUAUUCCCCGCACCCUCGGCCCCAUCGGCCGCCCUGCCUCCAACCCAGGGCGCCUUCUCGGCCUUUGCCGCUGACUCGUCGCGAGGAUUGAUCUACUCUUCGUCUUAUCAACCUUCCGGAUUCCGGCCGACCCCGGAUGUCCCUGCUCCUGCUGAACAUACUGCAUUCUUUGCCGUCAGCAACCCAACCUCCGCCCCCACUCACCCGCUGCCGCUCCAAGUUCCUCCCGCCAAAGAAACCAGCCCUCUGAGCCCCCACAACCCCACGUCGCAUACCCUUGGUGCCUCGCUCGACGAGUCUCGCCUUUUCUCCUCCUCCAAGUUGGCUGGGUCUGCCACAGCCUCGCCCCACCUCGGCCGAAGGGCCUCGAAACGCACCUCGGAGCUAUCCAAGGAGCUUGAGGUCAUGGGCAUCAAGGACCGGUACAUGAACGGCACGGCCGCCACCCCUGCUAUCACCAUCACCAACCCCUCCACCCGCACCCGCCGGCUCUCAACCUCUCGUCACUCGGGCCGCCGAAAAUCCGUCGCCUCAUCGCCCAACACGAUGGGCACCUCGCCUCCGUACCCCUCGACCGAUCCCACCGAUCAGGUGUCUUCGUCUCUCCCAAACUCUAGCUCGACGCAUACAAGCAAGGUCUAUCAGUGCCAUGUCUGCGGCAAGAUCUACAAACACCCCAACUGCCUCACGAAACACCGCUGGGAGCAUACCGAGCAGUGGAAGGAGGCCUCCAAAUUCUCCUACACCAAGCAUCAGCAAGUUCAGCUGCUCGAGGCCGCCACAAUUCUGGUGGGGCUCGGCGAUCCCACGAUCGGCCAGCGGCACCCGCUCAACAACACAAUUGAGCCCGCCAGCGUCGACGACCGAUUCUUGAGCUCGGCCACGGGCCGCAAGCGAAGCACUAGCGCCGUGCUGUGGGCUGGUCCGCCCCCCGAGUGGGACUCGGCCUCGCGUUCGCCGAAUGCCCAUCCCUCGUUGUUCCGUGCCGGCGUCCAUGACGACGACGACAUCGACAUCAGCAUCGAUGAGGAUGAUGACGAAGACGACGACAACGACAACCGCCACUUGCGGGCUGACUCGGACGAUUCAGACGAGAUUCAUCCUGCCGGAGAAAUGGAGAUGGACUGGAAGUAAUCAUGCCACCUUCCACGAUACUGAGCACACCGUCAGUGCGGACCUGGCCUGGUUCCGUUGCGGGAAUCACCGGUAGGAUCCUUUGCCGACCAUCGAUUCGCGGCUUUCUUGGCAGUUGGCUUUCUUCUUUGACUCCUCCCCCCUGCCCACAGCCAUUUCCGUUUAGUUCGUUGGGAUUGAAACUGUUGGUGUUAUCUAUUAUAAUGUCUAUUUUUCACCCCUUUUGCUCUUUGAUUUCGCCACUGGUUUCUCUUUCCAAUUACUUUUCUAUCCGCUGAUCCCGUCGCCUUGGUUUUCGUCGGGGUCGCUCAUUUCUCCCACCCUCCCCCUGCCCUCUUCCUGCCUUGCUUAUGAUAAUUCCGAUUGGCUAUUUGGUUAUGUCCACUGAGGUUGCAUCCCUAAUCGCAAUCUUGCUGCCUCAUUUGGAGCUUCCUCUCAUUUUUCUUCGACUGCCUAUAUGCUUUAUUUCCACGACCUGA